This is a messenger RNA of Suillus subaureus, 1493 nucleotides long. RefSeq lists its product as uncharacterized. The coding region runs from base 58 to 1374 and encodes 438 amino acids. The transcript has 2 exons. The record is from RefSeq and is a predicted model, not a curated record. NCBI's taxonomy places the organism in Eukaryota, Fungi, Basidiomycota, Agaricomycetes, Boletales, Suillaceae.
UCGUUCGUCUCGGUGUCCAAUACAUCCCUUAGGUCUGCAGCAAGCAAAUCGCCUCGGAUGUCAGCACGGUUGGCAAAGAAGAUCCAUCCAUUUAUUCUUACAAAAAGUCGAGACAUCUAUCCAUACUUAGCUUCCAAGGAUUCUUUGGACUCGGUUGAGUCAUUGCGAGAGGAGCACGGUGGCACAGGGAGCUCGACACUUGCAGCAUCUACUCUCAAGAAGAAAAAGGGCCCUCUGCGUAACAUCAAUCUUGCAGAUGAUAGUGCAAAGGCUGCGCUCAUGGAAGAGUGGGCAAAUCUUCGCAUGUCUCAAGGAACACUGCUGUCAAGUACGAGUGCAGGUAGGGAUAUAACGCCACACCUGUCGAGCAACUGUGGAAACCAGGAACCUUGCAACGAAGCGUCUGGUGAAGUGGCUGAAGUCAACAAACCCCAUCCCAUUCCAGCCAACGACCAAAUAGAACAUACUUAUCCUCGGCCUUCCGGCUCCCUGUCUAACCAAGUGACCGAGCCACUCCCAGAUUUGGAUAUGCCUGCUACAAAUGAGUUGCUACUCACCCCCGCGCUCCCGCAAGAGGUAUUGGCCCCACAUAACAGUUUACCAGAAUAUGACUUGAGGUACCCGAGCUCGUCCCCAGAGAAUAUUCAUCCAGCGAUUGAGGAUAUGACUCCAUUACAUAAUGUUAAUGAGGGGACAACGGAAAUAAUAGCCCAGGCCUCACAUACCCCUGUCAUCGGUUCUCCAAAGGUUGUGAACCAGCCCCUCCAACUACUUGCUGCCGAUAGUAAAAUCACGACAUUGCAUCCCCCAAGUAGUCCUAUACUGCCAAAGCUUGAUACCCUCCCCGAGACCACGAUUUCGACUAGCCCUGCUGUCCCUGUUGAACCUGAAGAUUCUUUGGCCAGAGCUUCUUCUGCUGCCGAUAUUGAGCUCGUUAUCUCAUCUCAAGCCGAUAUCGAGGAUGUCGUUUUGGGUUUUCACAUGGUGGGCCUGCAUGAGGUGCUUUCGCCAUGGGUGCCAUUGUCUCCCACAGCGCCAUCUGUUUACGUCCCACCUGCUGUGCAGCACUUAAUUGCCGCCAUGAACCAUGAACUGGAAAUUGAAUGCCAGGCUCGAAUACGAGCUGAAGAGCUUUAUCUAGAUGAAAUGCGCAAGCGCAUUAAGAUGGAAGAAGUGGUUGAUAGGUUACAGAGGGAACGGGGACAGGUACAGGAGCAAGGUGCAUCUCAGCAGCCUCCCUCAUUGCAUGCUUCACCGCAUGCGGCUUCGGCGCACGUAAGCCUAGAAGAAGCUAGGCAACAGGAUGGUGAAGCUAAACCAACAUCCACUGAUAUCACUUAUCUGAAUGUCACGACGGAAGGUUCUUGUGCUUGAAGCAUCAAGUCAUUUCACCAAUCAACUUGCUUUCAAUCUGAUUCCACUUCUACUUUGUCACAAUCUAUACAAACUCAACGAUCGAUAUACAGAUCUAAGGUUUUCAUUAGUGCCAUCCU